AUGUCCUACUGUAGAGGAACGGCCGAGGCGGGCGUGUCACCUCCCGGCCGAGGGGGGCGUGUCACCUCCCGGCCGAGGGGGGCGUGUCACCUCCCGGCCGAGACGGGCGGGUCACCUCCCGGCCGAGGGGGGCGGGUCACCUCCCGGCCGAGGGGGGCGUGUCACCUCCCGGCCGAGGGGGGCGUGUCACCUCCCGGCCGAGGGGGGCGUGUCACCUCCCGGCCGAGGGGGGCGGGUCACCUCCCGGCCGAGGCGGGCGUGUCACCUCCCGGCCGAGGCGGGCGUGUCACCUCCCGGCCGAGGCGGGCGUGUCACCUCCCGGCCGAGGCGGGCGUGUCACCUCCCGGCCGAGGCGGGCGUGUCACCUCCCGGCCGAGGCGGGCGUGUCACCUCCCGGCCGAGGCGGGCGUGUCACCUCCCGGCCGAGGCGGGCGUGUCACCUCCCGGCCGAGGCGGGCGUGUCACCUCCCGGCCGAGGCGGGCGGGUCACCUCCCGGCCGAGGGGGGCGUGUCACCUCCCGGCCGAGGGGGGCGUGUCACCUCCCGGCCGAGGGGGGCGUGUCACCUCCCGGCCGAGGCGGGGACAAGAGAGCACGAACAGGACAAUAA
Messenger RNA from Procambarus clarkii (red swamp crayfish), 609 nucleotides. The record is from RefSeq and is a predicted model, not a curated record. Lineage: Eukaryota; Metazoa; Arthropoda; Malacostraca; Decapoda; Cambaridae.